Messenger RNA from Mus pahari (shrew mouse), 2586 nucleotides. RefSeq names its product family with sequence similarity 114 member A1 (gene Fam114a1). Lineage: Eukaryota; Metazoa; Chordata; Mammalia; Rodentia; Muridae. Bases 74 to 1789 code for a protein of 571 amino acids. The transcript is spliced from 14 exons. The record is from RefSeq and is a predicted model, not a curated record.
CGCCGGUCCUGCCGACGUGGCGGGGCGGGACCCGGGGCUCCCGCGCGCACUCGACCGACCAAGCGAUAUUAAAAUGUCUGAUGAUGCUGGUGACACCAUAGCCAAUGGAGUCGGAGAAGAUGCUGCUGAGAUGCCCAACAGUGACUCCCCUGCUGAAGAGGCAGCAGAAGUACAGUGUGGUCCAGCUACAGCUUCAAGUGAACCAGCACCAGCUGACCACACGGGAGAGCAGCCUGAGAUCACAGCUGCAUGUGCAGAGUCUGCCCCUACAGGGCUUCUAGACCAGUCCAAGGCCAGUGCUGCCGACGAGACUCCCCUCAACGGAGAAGUAACUGAAGACACCCUGGUUGAGUGCAUUGAUUCCGUCAGCCUCGAGGGUGACACCGGAUCUGAAAUACCUCUGAAAGAACAGAAUGAGAAUGAUGUGGCUGUGGACCCCUCGUCACAAGCAGGAAGAUGGGCAGGCUGGGGAUCCUGGGGGAAAUCUCUGCUCUCAUCUGCAUCAGCCACAGUAGGUCAUGGAUUAACAGCAGUCAAAGAAAAGGCAGGGGCAACCCUGCGAAUCCACAGUGCCAAUUCCGCAUCUCCCGAAGGGGCCUCAACUGAUGCCAAAAACGGAAUCUCCGGAAAUGUGACUCCAGAUCAGGACCCUGCCGGAGGCCCCCACACUCCUCCUCCACCAGGGGCGCCAGGGUCGAGGGGCAUGCUGUCAGCCCUCACCAAUGUGGUUCAAAACACGGGCAAAAGCGUCUUAACCGGAGGUCUGGAUGCUUUAGAAUUCAUUGGCAAGAAAACCAUGAUUGUCCUCGCAGAAAGCGACCCAGGGUUUAAGCGGACCAAGACACUGAUGGAGAGAACCGUCUCUUUGUCCCAGAUGUUGAGAGAAGCCAAGGAGAAGGAGAAGCAGAGGCUGGCCCAGCAGCUCACGGUGGAGAGGACUGCACACUAUGGGAUGCUGUUUGAUGAAUAUCAAGGUUUGUCACACCUGGAAGCCCUGGAAAUUCUGUCCAAUGAGAGUGAGAGCAAGGUUCAGUCCUUCUUAGCAUCACUGGAUGGAGAGAAGCUGGAACUCUUGAAAAAUGACCUAAUUUCUAUCAAAGACGUCUUUGUAGCCAAAGAAUCAGAGAAUGAAGCAAAUCCAGAAGAACAAGGCCUGGAAGAAAGCGGGGAAGAAUUUGCCAGGAUGCUUACAGAGCUCCUGUUUGAAUUACACGUCGCUGCCACACCUGACAAACUCAAUAAGGCCAUGAAGAAAGCUCAUGACUGGGUUGAAGAAGAUCAAAGCGUGGUGUCAAUAGAUGUGGCCAAAGGGUCGGAGGAGGAAGAGAAGGAAGAAGGAAAGGAAGAGAAAACCGAAGAACCAGAAGAAGACAAAACAGGGGGCCAAGGAGCUAAGACUGUAGAGGAAGUAUACAUGCUGUCUAUUGAAAGUCUGGCUGAAGUCACUGCACGCUGCAUUGAACAGCUACAUAAGGUUGCCGAGUUGAUUCUCCAUGGCCAAGAAGAGGAGAAACCAGCUCAAGACCAAGCAAAAGUUCUGAUAAAAUUAACCACAGCAAUGUGCAAUGAAGUAGCCUCCUUAUCGAAGAAGUUUACAAAUUCUUUAACCACUGUUGGGAGCACCAAGAAGGCUGAAGUCCUUAACCCCAUGAUCAAUAGUGUGUUUUUAGAGGGCUCCAACAGCACCACAUAUGUGCAGGACGCCCUCCAGCUGCUGCUCCCGGUACUGCAGGUCUCCCACAUCCGCAUCAGCUGUUUGAAAGCUACAACCCAGCCAGAUUCCAGCUAGUUCAGUAGCAGGCCACAUCUCCUCACUACAUACCAUCUAAGGCAACAGACUUCUACGUCACUGGCCAGACCACUUGAGGACACUACAAGCAAUCUUUGCACAGUUUUGAAAAUACCAAGAGUUAAAAUUUCUCUUAAUGUAUACUGUUUUAUCAAUAAUUAUGUUUUCUUUAUGUUAACUUAAACUUGUACUUGUUCUAUUGAAGUUUUCCUUUAAUUUGCAGUUCAUUCACAAAUAUAUCUGUCUUCCUGGCCAACCAGACUAUAUUAGAAUUAGAAAUUCCUAGAGAGAACUUAGAUUUUUGUUCAGCUUUGAAAUGUCUACCCUUCUGUGCUCUAUUUUUCUCAAACAUGGCUUUAAGUGAGUUCUUAUACUAAACUUCAUUUUAUUGCAUAAACAUCAGAAGCAAAAAUAAUGCUACUUAUUUGGUUUAAAAGGGGACAUAAAUAUCUUUUUGUAGUCAUUCACUUUGUGACAAGAUUUAUUGAGCAUCUCCUAUGUGUUUACCAUAGAGGAAUAUGAUAUCACCCCAACAGAUACAUGCUCUUAAAGGUGAUUUAUAAUAAUCUUUAACAUACUUUAAGAUACUAAGUAAGAUGUUUUCUAAACCUUAAAGUGCCUAAAGAACCAAGUAAAUGGGUGGCUGUUUAAAAUGUGCAGCCCUUCAAUUUAUUACAAUUUUCAACCUCUUUGAACUUUUUUUUUACUCCAGAUUACCUCCAGGGUAAAAAUAUGUAUGAAAAGGGGUAUGAAAGAAUAUUUAUUUUUGAGAUGAGAAUUUCACUAUGUAGCCUUGG